UUUGCAGCCUGAUGCAAUUGUAAUGCGCAUCUCAGCCAGUGACUUGGAUGAUGGCAAUAACAGUAUUAUCGAAUAUGAAAUCCUACCUGUUCGUGAUCAUUUGUACUUUAAAAUCGAUAAAGCAGCCGGAAUUAUUUAUCUAAACCGUCCAAUAGAUAAGCGUCCCGGACAAUAUUAUACAAUUACUGUUAGUGCGUAUAAUCCAAGUAGUCCAAUAAGUCCAGAUUCCAAACAAGAAUCACAAAUUGAAGUUCGUAUUCGUGUUGUUGAAUCGUCGAAGAAGCCACCAUCGUUUGUUGACCCCAUCGAAGAUCCUAUAUAUUUGAAAGAGGACUAUAUGAACUAUUCCACGCCCAUCGCAACUUUGCGAGCCGUUUCUAAUGUUCCCGAUAAACCAGAAGUUAUAUUUGAAUUAGUUACCGGUCGUACAGAGCAAACGAAUAGUAAAAAGACAUUUGUGUUCAAUCAAACGGGUACUACGGUUACGAUUGGUUUAGGCAAACUGCUCGAUUAUGAAUCGGUAACGGAAUACACACUAACGAUGAUUGCGCGCAAUACAUACGAUUUAGUUGCAGAGCAUGUCAUUAAAGUUAAAGUUGUCGAUGUAAAUGAUAACAUACCAUAUUUUACGGAAGUGAACAAAGGUACAUUGCUUGAGAAUGAACUACCAGGUACACCUGUAAUGCAGGUACGUGCUUUCGAUAUGGACGGUACAGAAGCAAAUAAUAUUGUGUCUUUUGAGUUGGCGGAUAACCGAGAGUAUUUCAAAAUUGAUCCCCAUACUGGUAAUAUAACUGCGCUGACCACAUUCGAUCGUGAGGAGCGUGAUUUUUACAAUGUGAAAGUUAUCGCAAGUGAUAAUUCACCUUCUAGUUUGUAUAACAACGGUGAACCAAAUCGAGGGCAACAAGUUUUUCGCAUUGAAAUAGCGGACAAAAACGAUCAUAAGCCACAUUUUCAGUUAGCCGAAUAUGUACAUGACAGUUUACCCGAAGAUGCCAACAUAAAUUUUAUGGUGAUCGAGGUAGAAGCUGUUGACGAAGAUAAUACAGCACAAAUUGUAUACACAAUCGAAAGUGGAAAUGUUGGAAAUGCUUUCAAAAUUGAAAAAAAGACAGGCCAAAUAACAGUUAAUCAGCGACUUGAUUACGAAAAUAUCACCGAAUAUGUGUUAAAAAUUCGUGCGUUUGAUGGGAUUUAUGAUGACUAUGCCACUGUAAAAAUAAAAAUAGCUAACGUCAACGAUAAUCCUCCAGAAUUUAAAGAGAAAUAUUCGAAAACCAUACAAGAAGAAAUGGUUUUUGACUAUUGUAUAUUGAAUAUUGAAGCCUAUGAUCCGGAUAUAAAGGAUCGUUCAGCAGAUCAACAUAUCAAAUAUUCAGUGGUUAAGGAGGAACAGAAAAAGAUGAUAACCAUAGAUAAUGAUGGCUGUUUAAAACUAAUACAACCGUUAGACCGUGACCCUCCUGAUGGUCACAAGAGUUGGCAGGUGUUAAUCGCGGCAGUGGAUGAAGAUGGACAGGGCUUGAAAUCUGUUACACAUUUGAUCAUCAAUCUGCAGGAUAUUAACGAUAAUGCGCCCUUUUUGGUGAAUACAAUGCCUGUAAUUUGGCAAGAGAAUCGUAAUCCUGGGCAAGUUGUGCAAUUACAGGCAAAUGAUUAUGACGAACCACAGAAUGGACCACCAUAUACGUUCGGCAUCGAUAGUGAGGCAUCCGCAGAUAUUAAAACCAAAUUUAGCAUCGACAACGAUUACCUAUUCGCAAAUGUACAAUUCGAUCGGGAAGAACAAAAAGAGUAUUAUAUACCUAUAAGAAUAAGCGAUUCCGGAAAACCAAAACAAAGCAAAGUAAGCAUUUUGCAUUUGAUUAUAGGUGACGACAAUGACAAUGCUAUGUCAGAGGGUUCUUCGCGUAUUUUCAUUUACAACUAUAAAGGUGAGGCGCCUGACACCGAUGUGGGCCGUGUUUUUGUUGACGACCCUGACGAUUGGGAUCUUGAUGACAAAGAGUUUCGUUGGAAAAAUGGCUUUCCCCAUGAUAAUUUCCGCUUAAAUCCAAACACUGGCAUGAUAACAAUGCUGGAGCGAACACAAGAGGGUGAAUAUCUGCUUGAGUUUGUUGUUACUGAGGAAUCUACCUUUAUACCACGUCAUUCGGUAGAUGCUGAUGUUACUGUUAUUGUACGUGAACUGCCUGAAGAAGCUGUAGACAAAAGUGGCAGCAUUCGUUUCUACAACAUUACCAAGGAGAGUUUUAUCAGUGUGCCACGCGACGCUCAAGCUGACGAUUCUCUUUCAAUAAAAGAUCGCCUACAAUAUUCACUUGCAAAACUAUUCAAUACUUCCGUUACAAAUGUAGAUGUGUUCACGGUAUUGCAAAAUGCCAAUAACACAUUAGAUGUUCGUUAUUCAGCACAUGGCUCACCGUAUUAUGCACCAGAAAAAUUGAAUGGCAUUGUGGCGCAGAACCAACAAAAACUCGAGAACGAGUUGGGUUUACAAAUGCUAAUGGUUAACAUUGACGAAUGUCUUAUUGAAAAGUACAAAUGCGAAUCAUCGUGCAUGAACACGCUGCAUAAAUCGAAUAUUCCUUAUAUGAUAUACUCGAAUACUUCGUCGUUUGUUGGCGUGACCGCCUUUAUUGAAUGGCACUGCGUUUGUGAGGCAAGAAUAAGCACUUACUGUCUCAAUGGUGGAACUCCGCGCAUUGGAGAGAACGACAUGUGCGAUUGCAUAGACGGUUUUACCGGACCCCACUGUGAAUUAGUAUCGGUUGGGUUCUAUGGUAAUGGCUAUGCAUUUUACGAGCCCAUAUCGCCAUGCGAAAACACUAAAAUCAGCUUCGAGGUAGCGCCGCAAACUGACCAGGGUCUAAUUAUGUAUCUUGGACCGCUAAAUUAUAAUCCUUUGUUGCCACUAUCUGACUUCUUGUCACUAGAGUUGAUAAAGGGUUAUCCCACACUUACUGUGGACUAUGGUUCAGGUGCCAUACGUAUUGAGCAUCGGCACAUUCAGCUACAGGUCGGCAAAUCUUAUCAGUUGGACAUUAUAUUACAACGAACCAGUAUUGAAAUGAUUGUCGACAAUUGCCGGCUAUCAACUUGUAUUAGUUUGGGAGCACCGCAAGGUCCCAAUGAGUUCUUAAAUGUUAAUUCGCCAUUGCAACUUGGUGGCACACCAGUGGAUCUCUUGCGGCUAGGUGGAAAACUGAACUGGACAUAUACGCCGAGCCGUCAAGGUUUCUUCGGUUGCAUACGUAACUUGACGAUCAAUAAUCAUACAUACAAUUUGGGAGCGCCUGCAAUAUCACGUAACAUCGAUUCUGGUUGUCAGCGCGCAGUUGCUGUGGCCGUUAGUUUCGGCAUUGACCGCAACUUUAUCAUUGCUAUUGUGGCAUGCAUACUUCUUCUGCUGAUUAUUUUAUUGGCUGUGGUAGUACAGAAGAAGCAAAAGAAUGGUUGGCAUGAAAAGGAUAUUGACGAUAUAAGAGAAACAAUAAUCAAUUACGAAGAUGAGGGCGGUGGUGAGCGAGACACCGACUAUGAUCUUAACGUGUUGCGCUCGCAACCUUUCUACGAAGAGAAGUUGUACAAAGAUCCACAUACCUUACAAUCAAUGAAAGAUCCAAAUAAUGAAAUUCCCGAUAUUGGCGGCUUUUUGGGUGAUAAAAAAGAGAAUUGUGAUCGGGAAGCCGGCACGUAUCCGGUGGAUGAUGUGCGGAACUACGCGUACGAAGGUGAUGGCAACUCGGAUGGCAGUCUUUCUAGUCUAGCCUCCUGCACUGAUGAUGGUGAUCUCAAUUUUGAUUAUUUAUCGAAUUUCGGGCCACGAUUCCGUAAAUUGGCCGAUAUGUAUGGCGAAGAACCAUCCGACACAGAUUCAAAUGUAGAUGAUGAACAAGGUUGGCGUAUAUAAAGCUGGAUUAUAGACUUCCAUUGACAUUUCAUACCGAAUGUAAAAGACUUUAAAAUUAAGACCAUAGCUAAUGGUAACGUAUUGUAUGGAUUUAAAUCCAUAAAUGUGUACAAUUUUACACAAAUAAUACACAAAUACAUAUGCAAAUGUAAAUUGGCGCUUGGCUUAAUAUACAUACAUACAUUUUUAAAUUAUUUUUUCGUCAGUAAUUUAAUAUGGAAAAGUGAUGUACAUAAUUAUAAGUAAAAACAUAUUGUAGAAAAAAGUGUUCGCACAUACAUUCACAAAAUAACUGAACAAAUAUUUAUAUUAAAUAGUUUUUUUUUUUAAGAAACAUAUUGACAAUCUCAAAUAUAGCGAGUGUAGUAUCCAGGAAGGAAUGCAAUAUCCAUAUAAAUACACAUCGUAUAAAAUCAAACAAAUAUUGUGUUAUUUGAAAGGAAUAAACACAAGUAAAGCAUUUAGAUAUCAGUAUAAUUUUGGUAACAUUUUUCUGGUUCCAUUUAUUUUAUAUCGUACGAAGAAGUCUUCAAUUAUAUACUAAAAUAAUUCAAAUUUUAACGUAAUGGAUGCAAACUGAAACCGAAAUCAUACCACAUAUCUUAUCUAGAAAUAUAGUUAAACACUAAAACACAUUAAGGGUCAUAAGUUCCAUAGGGAAACCUCCCUACCCCUUUGAAGUCCUUUCAGAUACAAGUACGUAACUAUAGCUCGAUAUAGCGCUGAUGGAUAUGUACAUAAAUAUAUGAGAUACGAAAAAAUAAUUCUGAUAUGAAUUAUAUUUUAAACACUGCAUAUACAUAUACAUACAUACCUUAAUAAAGGUGACGACGAUUUUUUAGAGUACUUUUCAACUAUGUAGUCCCAUUUACAUAUCUAAAAAUGUAAAUGUAACAUAAUAUUUUUCCAAAUAUUCUAGGGUAGAAAUAAACAAAAUCGAAAAACCACUUGUAGUUACAAUAACUAAUAUAGAACGAUAUACAAAUGUAAGUCCAUAUACGGACAUUUGUUUCUAGACAGCUAAGUGUAAUUAGUGGUAUGCAUUUAUGUGUGUUUUUAAUGUUCAUACAUACAUACAUACAUACAUUCAAAUACAUACAACACGAACAUAAAUUAUUUUUGUAAGGCAUUGAUUUUUACUGGCCAGAAUUUAUUAAAGAAGUAGAGAGUAUAUGGUUAAAGUGUGAUUAUUGAUGAGUUUGAGAAUCAAAAUAAAAAAAAUAAAACAAUA
This is a messenger RNA of Bactrocera tryoni, 5147 nucleotides long. It is a transcript of the gene shg, whose product is annotated as DE-cadherin. The record is from RefSeq and is a predicted model, not a curated record. Bases 23 to 3916 code for a protein of 1297 amino acids. Gene Ontology annotation, biological process: multicellular organism development; cell morphogenesis; cell-cell junction assembly. Lineage: Eukaryota; Metazoa; Arthropoda; Insecta; Diptera; Tephritidae. Gene Ontology annotation, molecular function: calcium ion binding; cadherin binding. The transcript has a single exon. Gene Ontology annotation, cellular component: plasma membrane; catenin complex; adherens junction.